Molecule: messenger RNA, 930 nt
Organism: Darwinula stevensoni
Lineage: Eukaryota; Metazoa; Arthropoda; Ostracoda; Podocopida; Darwinulidae
Source: the annotation of a GenBank genome assembly
AUGCAAGAUGACAUCUUCAUGCAGGGAAUCUUGACACCUCUGGCACUGAGUCCAGAGCUGAGCAAACUUGUCUUCCAAGGCAUUCAGCUGAGCAACUUCAUUCUGAUAGAUUUCAGCUUCCCGAGAUGCUCAGACCUUUCGGAGCAGCUGAGAGACAACUUUGAUCUGCUGGCCUCGAGUGAGCAGAUAUCCCAGAGGCACUCCAGUGACUCGAGCCAUUUCCAUGUAAUUGAUGAUGCACAUCAGGUUAUCCAGGAGCCUCAAUGGAAGGUCGAAGGUAACAUUCAAGAUUACCCUGACAUCAGAUCCAAAGCUACCCUACAAAAAUUGUCCAAAGUGAUUGAUGAGCAAUAUUCUGGUUUGGAUGUGGGGAUGGAGACACAAGCACACUUGAUGGCUGCACUCUUGACAAGUAAUCCUGAUUGCCUGAAAGACAACAAAACUCUGACCAGACUCAAUGACAUUGCCCUCCAGCCAAAUGGGAUGCAACUAAUAUUUGCUCUAACCAGGAUUGCAGAUUCAAGAGUGCUUGAAGUCAUCACAGCCUGGUUUCGAGAGUAUCUUCAAGAACUAGAUGCAUCAAAAGUAAAGUCAAUAGUGACACUUCCUCCAGCCAUGAAACAAAGUGCUUUUGCAAGUUUCAGUGGCAUGUUUGAUGUCUGGACUGCCUUCUUGUCACAAGAAGGAAAAUGCCAAAAUCCUGAGUAUGUGAAUGAGGAGAUACAGUGGAGAUGUGGCUUCCCUGGCUUCCUCAGCACAGAACAGUUGAUUAAUGAAUGGAAACUGUUGAUGGCCAAGAAAGACACCAAGGAAAGAACUCAAGCUCUCCUUCGAGAUCUUCGUUCCCAAGAAGGAUGUUCCUUCUGGGAUUUUCUUGAGUGUGCCAGAGAACACACCAUUCACAGCAGUGUUGAACAGUUUACAAUAUAG